Messenger RNA from Vanessa atalanta (red admiral), 2430 nucleotides. RefSeq names its product ATP-dependent RNA helicase SUV3 homolog, mitochondrial (gene Suv3). Gene Ontology annotation, cellular component: mitochondrial degradosome. The coding region runs from base 54 to 2369 and encodes 771 amino acids. Lineage: Eukaryota; Metazoa; Arthropoda; Insecta; Lepidoptera; Nymphalidae. The record is from RefSeq and is a predicted model, not a curated record. The transcript has 15 exons. Gene Ontology annotation, biological process: mitochondrial RNA 3'-end processing; RNA catabolic process. Gene Ontology annotation, molecular function: RNA helicase activity; ATP binding; hydrolase activity, acting on acid anhydrides.
ACUGACAAUAUAGUUACAAAAUUUUAGUACAUUUAUUUUUGUUUUUUAUCAAAAUGUACAAAGGGUUUUCGCGAAUAUGGACUGUUUAUUGUGUAGAUAGGUUACAACCGUGCUUUUCCCCUUUUGUAACUAGUGUAUUCAACUCUCGAAAUGGAAAACUUGAUAAUAUAGGUUAUGUUUUUAAGAGAACCAAGAAACAUGAUAGAGGUAAUCCCUCAGCUCUAUUCGUUCCUGUGCCAGUGAAACCUAAUCCUGAUGAUAUAAAUGUAGGAGAAGAAUUCACAGGACGUUUAAAAAAGCAAGAUCUGUUAAAAAUAUUAAACAAGUUUUAUCAAAAGCCAGAGAUUCGAUUACUUGCAUCAGAAAAUGGACUUGAUGAUCAGUUACUGCAUCAAGCGUUUUUAUCAUUUAGAAGACAUUGUUUAGAACAUGAUUUACCUCCGGACUUACAUAUAACAAUAAGUGAUAUCUUAGUUGGUGCCGGCCAUGUAGAUGAUUUGUUUCCAUACUUCCUUAGACAUGCUAGACUUGCAUUUCCACACCUUGACUGUUUAGAUGAUCUUAAGAAAAUUUCGGACCUAAGGACUCCGGCUAGUUGGUAUCCUCAGGCUCGUAAUAUGAAUAGGAAAAUAAUUUUCCAUGCAGGACCAACAAACUCUGGCAAGACUUAUCAUGCUAUGGAAAGGUUCCUUACAUCAAAAUCAGGUGUCUAUUGUGGACCAUUAAAAUUAUUAGCUACCGAAAUAUAUCACAAAUCCAAUAGUAAGGGUACUCCUUGUGAUUUAAUCACUGGUGAAGAACGACGGCAUGCUACUCAAUACACAACUCUCAUAGAUAGUAAAGAUGAUACAGAACCAGAAACUGAGAAAGAGUCUUAUUUGCUUGAUGAACCAGAACUUACACCAUCAAAACAUAUUGCAUGCACAGUUGAAAUGACAUCUUUGAAUGAUACAUAUGAAGUUGCCAUUAUUGAUGAAAUCCAGAUGAUUGGUGACAGAGGAAGAGGCUGGGCAUGGACAAGAGCUGUUUUAGGUUUACAAGCUGAAGAAAUACAUUUGUGUGGUGAAGCGGGUGCGAUAGGUCUUAUAGAAGAAAUUUGUAAUACAACUGGUGAGGAAAUGGAUGUGCGCUCGUAUAAACGGUUAACCGAACUGAAAGUGGAAGACUCGGCUCUGAGCUCGCUGGACAAUGUGCGCGCUGGCGACUGUAUAGUGUGUUUCAAUAAGAACGACAUUUACAGUGUAAGUCGAGCGAUAGAACAGAGAGGACAUGAAGUGGCUGUAAUAUACGGAAGUCUACCACCAGGAACAAAAUUAGCGCAAGCGAACAAAUUCAAUGAUCCAGAAAGCUCUUGUAAAGUGAUGGUCGCCACAGAUGCUAUCGGACUUGGUAUAAAUUUGAGUAUACGAAGGAUAAUAUUUUAUUCACUCAUUAAACCCGUAAUAAAUGAGGAUGGUGACAAAGAAAUGGAUGUUAUCAGUAUAUCUCAAGCUCUACAAAUUGCAGGUCGGGCCGGUCGAUACGGUAGUGCCUGGGAGACAGGGUACGUCACCACAUUCAAACCGGAAGACCUCGCUACGUUGAAGACGCUGCUCGCUCAACCCCCGGACCCCAUCACUCAAGCGGGGUUGCAUCCUACGGCCGAACAGAUGGAGUUGUACGCUUACCAUCUACCUCACGCUAGCCUUAGUAGUUUAAUGGAUAUAUUCGUCCACCUGUGCACCGUGGACGACUCGCUCUACUUCAUGUGCAACACGGAGGCGUUCAAGUUCCUCGCAGAGAUGAUCCAGCACGUGCCGCUGGCGCUGCGCGCGCGGUACGUGUUCUGCUGCGCUCCCAUCAACAACAAACUGCCCUUUGUUUGCGCCACCUUCCUUAAGAUGGUUCGUCAAUACAGUCGCAAUGAGCCAAUCACUAGGAACUGGAUGAGUAACGUAGUGGAUUGGCCGUUACCGUCACCUAAGACCAUUAUGGAUUUAGUUCAUCUCGAAGCUGUUUUUGAUGUACUUGAACUGUAUUUGUGGCUCAGUUAUAGAUUUCCGGAUAUGUUCCCCGAUGUCAAGUUAGUUCGUGAAAUGGAAGUGGAAUUGGAUGCAAUCAUUCAACAAGGAAUUUUUCAAAUUACAAGGCUAUUGAGGAAUUCCGAGCAAGUGUUCCGUAGUGACACGGAUAUAAGUGAAAUGGGGAGAGGCAAGAAAACCGGGAAAAUGCAUACACAAGUCAAAAGCGACGAGUCGAAAGGAAAAUUGUCAGAUUUACUUGUUGCGAGGGGACUGAUAACGCCACAGAUGCUAAAGAAGUUGCAACAAGAAUUAACCACAGAUAAAACCGACCGAAGAAACAAAGGCGGUCGAAAUAGAAGAAAAUAGUUUUAUUAAUUAGUCGCGUAAAUGUUUUUGUUGAAUGAAUGCGGGAAAAAUUAAAGAAUAC